Gavia stellata (red-throated loon) is the source of this 1572-nucleotide messenger RNA. RefSeq names its product regulator of G protein signaling 7 (gene RGS7). NCBI's taxonomy places the organism in Eukaryota, Metazoa, Chordata, Aves, Gaviiformes, Gaviidae. The transcript has 17 exons. Bases 1 to 1572 code for a protein of 523 amino acids. Gene Ontology annotation, biological process: G protein-coupled receptor signaling pathway; intracellular signal transduction; regulation of G protein-coupled receptor signaling pathway. The record is from RefSeq and is a predicted model, not a curated record.
AUGGCACAAGGAAAUAAUUAUGGGCAAAGCAGCAACGGGGUGGCUGAUGAAUCCCCAAACAUGCUGGUGUACAGAAAGAUGGAAGACGUCAUAGCCCGCAUGCAAGAUGAGAAAAAUGGGAUUCCUAUUCGUACAGUCAAAAGUUUUCUUUCCAAGAUCCCCAGUGUCUUUUCUGGUUCAGACAUUGUUCAAUGGUUAACGAAGAACUUAUCUAUAGAAGACCCAGUGGAAGCUCUACAUUUGGGAACACUGAUGGCAGCACAUGGCUAUUUCUUUCCAAUCUCAGACCAUGUUCUAACACUAAAGGAUGAUGGCACCUUUUAUCGAUUCCAGACACCCUAUUUUUGGCCAUCAAAUUGUUGGGAGCCGGAAAACACAGACUAUGCUGUUUACCUCUGCAAGCGGACAAUGCAAAACAAAGCAAGGCUAGAGCUAGCAGACUAUGAAGCUGAGAGUUUGGCCAGGCUACAGCGAGCAUUUGCUCGGAAAUGGGAGUUUAUUUUUAUGCAAGCUGAAGCACAAGCAAAAGUGGACAAGAAGAGAGACAAGAUAGAGAGGAAGAUUCUUGACAGCCAGGAGCGAGCAUUCUGGGACGUGCACCGGCCGGUGCCUGGAUGUGUAAACACUACUGAAGUGGAUAUAAAAAAAUCUUCAAGAAUGAGAAAUCCACAUAAAACAAGAAAGUCUGUCUAUGGCUUACAAAACGACAUUCGAAGUCACAGCCCUACCCACACACCAGUACCAGAGACUAAGCCACCCACAGAAGAUGAACUGCACCAAGAGAUUAAGCACUGGCAAAUGCAAUUAGACAGACAUAGAUUAAAAAUGUCAAAAGUUGCAGAGAGUCUAUUAGCUUAUACAGAGCAGUAUUUGGAAUAUGAUCCUUUUCUUGUACCCCCUGAUCCCUCAAACCCUUGGAUAUCAGAUGACACCACUUUUUGGGAACUGGAGGCAAGCAAAGAGCCAGGACAGCAGAGGGUGAAACGAUGGGGGUUUGGCAUGGAUGAAGCUUUGAAAGACCCUGUGGGAAGAGAGCAGUUUCUCAAAUUCCUGGAGUCAGAAUUCAGUUCAGAAAAUUUAAGGUUCUGGUUAGCAGUAGAAGACCUGAAGAAGAGGCCUAUCCGUGAAGUUCCUGCUCGCGUCCAAGAAAUCUGGCAAGAAUUUCUUGCUCCAGGUGCACCCAGCGCUAUCAAUCUAGAUUCAAAAAGUUAUGACAAAACCACGCAGAAUGUAAAGGACCCUGGAAGAUACACAUUUGAAGAUGCUCAGGAGCACAUUUACAAACUGAUGAAAAGUGAUUCUUAUCCUCGUUUUAUACGAUCCAGUGCCUACCAGGAGCUGCUACAGGCCAAGAAAAAGUUGGAAAACACACUGGAUCGUCGAACAUCUUUUGAGAAAUUCACACGCAAUGUGGCAUUACAGACUCCGAGGGACUCUCUAGCCUUUCGAUGCCUCCAUUUCGAAAACUGUCUGCUCACUUCCUCCUUCAUAUCAAGCUGGAUCUGUGUCUUUUUAUUUUCUGCAAGCUCAAGUACAGUGAAAAAAAAGCUUCUGCUAGGCACAGUUUAUUAA